This is a messenger RNA of Sorghum bicolor (sorghum), 3568 nucleotides long. Its product is annotated as probable LRR receptor-like serine/threonine-protein kinase At3g47570. Lineage: Eukaryota; Viridiplantae; Streptophyta; Magnoliopsida; Poales; Poaceae. The transcript has 3 exons. The coding region runs from base 92 to 3112 and encodes 1006 amino acids. Gene Ontology annotation, molecular function: ATP binding; protein kinase activity; protein binding. Gene Ontology annotation, biological process: protein phosphorylation. The record is from RefSeq and is a predicted model, not a curated record.
ACUGACUGCAACGCCUGGUUCCAGUUUGCGCAAAGAUAUGAAAGUAUAGGUUCCUGGAGACUUGACAGAUAAUUUUUUAACACAAGAAGCUAUGAAGUUCCCUACUUCAUUUCUGCUCCAUAUUCUGCUUCUGCUGCCCCACGCGACAUGCUCGCCGUUGCAUGGGAAUGAGGCUGAUCGGAUGGCUCUACUUGGUUUCAAGCUAUCCUGUAGCGAUCCUCACGGAUCCUUGGCCUCCUGGAAUGCGAGCAGUCACUACUGUUUGUGGAAAGGAGUCUCAUGUAGCAGGAAGCAUCCACAGCGUGUCACUCAGCUUGAUCUCACUGAUCAAGGCUUGACCGGCUACAUCUCUCCAUCCCUGGGAAACCUUACACAUCUCAGAGCUGUGCGCCUGUCAAAUAAUAGUUUCAGUGGUGAGAUCCCUGCUUCACUUGGUCAUCUGCGCCGGCUCCAGGAGAUUUCCAUUAGCAAUAACUCGCUGCAAGGUUGGAUUCCUGGGGAGUUCGCAAAUUGUUCUAACCUCCAGAUCUUAUCCCUCAGCUCUAAUCGUCUAAAAGGGAGGGUUCCUCAAAACAUUGGCUCCCUCUUGAAGCUUGUUAUCCUGAAUCUUUCGGCGAAUAACCUCACCGGAUCUAUUCCACGUUCAGUUGGUAACAUGACAGCUCUCCGUGUGCUUUCUCUUUCAGAGAACAACCUUCAGGGAAGCAUCCCUGAAGAACUUGGACUGCUGCUGCAAGUGUCAUACUUGGGUCUUGGUGCCAACUUGUUUUCGGGCAGUGUGUCGCAAACGAUGUUCAAUCUAUCUUCUGUCAUUUACCUUGGACUGGAGUUGAACCAUCUUAAUAAGGCAGUGCUACCUUCUGAUUUUGGCAACAAUCUUCCCAAUCUUCAGCACCUUGGGUUAGAUUCUAACAAUUUUGAAGGGCCUGUCCCAGCUUCUAUAGCCAAUGCUUCAAAGCUCAUUGAUGUUGGACUGUCUAGAAACUAUUUCAGUGGUAUAGUGCCAAGCUCUCUAGGCAGUUUACAUGAUCUCACCUUCCUGAAUCUUGAAUCCAAUAGUAUUGAAGCAUCUGACCGGGAGAGUUGGGAGUUCAUCGACACAUUGACCAACUGCAGCAAACUUCAAGCAAUUGCACUUGAUAUGAACAACUUAGGAGGGUAUGUGCCAAGUUCAAUCGGUAAUCUCUCCUCUGAACUUCAAAUAUUGUACCUUGGCACAAACCAGUUAUCUGGAGUGUUCCCCUCAAGCAUUGCAAAGCUCCAGAACUUGAUUGCUUUGUCACUUGAAAACAACCAGUACAUCGGGUCAAUUCCUGAGUGGAUAGGAGAGCUUGGGAAUUUGCAGGUGUUAUACCUGGAAGGAAACAGCUUCACUGGAUCCAUACCAUUUUCCAUCGGUAACCUUUCUCAGUUGUUGCAUCUUUAUCUUCAAGAUAAUAAGAUUGAAGGCCUCCUUCCAGCAAGCCUCGGAAACAUGAAGAAUCUCCUAAGACUGAACAUCACUAAUAACAGCCUCCAGGGGAGCAUUCCAGCUGAGGUUUUCAGUCUUCCAUCACUGAUAAGUUGCCAACUAUCUGUCAACAAGCUUGAUGGCAUGUUGCCCCCAGAGGUUGGCAAUGCUAAACAACUCAUGGAGCUGGAACUGUCAUCAAACAAGCUAUCUGGAGAAAUCCCACACACUCUGGGUAACUGCCAUGGCUUAGAAAUCAUAGAUUUAGCUCAAAACUCCCUUGUUGGAGAAAUUUCAGUAUCCUUGGGCAAUUUGGGGAGCUUGGAAAGAUUGAAUCUUUCCCACAACAACCUGUCAGGAACAAUCCCCAAAUCUCUGGGUGGUUUGAAGCUGCUGAACCAAAUAGAUAUUUCAUACAAUCAUUUUGUAGGUGAAGUUCCAACAAAGGGUGUGUUUCUGAAUGCAUCUGCUGUCUUGCUUAAUGGGAACUCAGGGCUGUGUGGUGGAUCUGCAGAGCUCCACAUGCCAGCAUGUUCUGCUCAAUCUUCAGAUUCGCUGAAGCGAAGCCAGUCUCUCAGGACAAAAGUAAUAGCUGGUAUAGCGAUCACAGUUAUAGCUCUACUUGUUAUCAUUCUUACCUUACUUUAUAAAAAGAAUAAACCAAAGCAGGCAUCUGUGAUCCUACCUUCAUUCGGUGCAAAAUUUCCAACUGUCACUUACAAGGAUCUAGCUGAAGCAACAGAUGGGUUCUCGUCAUCCAAUUUGAUUGGCAGAGGAAGAUAUGGCUCUGUAUACAAAGCAAACUUACAUGGACAGAGUAACUUGGUAGCUGUGAAGGUUUUUGACAUGGGAACUAGAGGGGCUAACAGAAGCUUUAUUGCAGAGUGUGAAGCUCUAAGAAGUUUAAGGCACCGCAAUCUCGUUCCUAUCCUAACUGCCUGCUCAAGUAUUGAUUCCGGAGGAAACGACUUUAAAGCUUUGGUAUAUGAGUUCAUGCCUAAUGGUAGCCUCGACUCAUUUUUACACCCCAACGAAGGUGGUACGCACAGUCCCUGUUUUCUGACACUAGCUCAAAGGCUGAGCAUUGCUCUUGACAUCGCAAAUGCAUUGGAAUACCUGCACUUCGGUAGCCAGAGGCCUAUUGUACACUCUGAUCUGAAGCCUAGCAACAUCCUUCUUGGCAAUGAUAUUACUGCCCACAUCAGUGACUUUGGCCUCGCAAGAUUCUUCGACAGUGUGAGCACAAGUACCUAUGGAGUGAAAGGCACCAUUGGCUACAUUGCUCCAGAGUAUGCAGCUGGAGGGCAAGUGGUGGCUUCUGGUGAUGUGUACGCCUUCGGGAUAAUCCUGCUUGAGAUGCUCACUGGGAGGAGGCCUACUGACGACAUGUUCAAGGAUGGGGUGACCAUUGUGAGUUUUGUGGAGGCAAGCAUCCCUGACCAUAUACCGGAGAUUGUUGAUGCCCAGCUGCUAGAAGAAAUCGACGACUAUAAUGAGAGUCCUGCGAAGGUCGUGGAGUGCCUACGAUCCGUGCUGAAGAUUGGGCUGUCCUGCACUUGUCAGUCGCUGAAUGAGAGGAUGAGCAUGAGAGAAGUGGCCGCGAAGCUGCAGGCCAUUAUAGAGACUUAUGAGACUGAAGAAGCUCUGGAGGUGGCCUGUUGAACUUGAGCAAAAAGGACAUGUACUAAGAGGAACUGAAAUCUUGAGUUGGUUUUGACGGAAUUUUUUUUAAAAAAAAGUUUUUGAUCAAGUGUAGUAUUCUUAUCGGUUUUGACAGAAAUUACAUAGCCAAAUAAUAGAAGUGGGAAAAGGAAGAGCAAAGGGAUACAAGAGUUAGUCCACGAAGCGGACACAAGGGGAGAAGACUUAUAAUCAUAUAAUUAAACAAAACAAUUUGCAAAACACUUUUCAAUGUAGAAAAUCCGAUAUGUUAUGAUGGAAAGCAUAGUACCACACUGUACACCGUGCGCCCCAACAACAGUUACUAGUUUUCAUUAGGUACAUUGUUAGACCUACUCUCUGAAUUAGGUAUACAAAAUUCUUACCGGAAGUGUCAGCAAAAAAAAUUGGAUGGAUCUACGAGUGCGCUUACCCUGCACUUCCUGCACCUACAUUUGU